UUUAACUGACAAAGCAGGGAAAUACUGGGAAAAAUGAAAAAAGGCAAAAGACAAACUGAAAGUUGACCCAGUCCUCAGUUUUACGAGUGCAAUACCAGAAUUAAAUAACACAUAAAUUAAAUUUAAACAUAAAAAACAAAACAACCCCCCCCAAAACUGGAACUAAAUGAAGAGCCAUAAAAGUAAUCAAAGUAUUGUAAAUAAAAAUAAACAAAUAAAACCAAAUAACAUGCUUCAAAGUAAGUUAGCCAAACCAAAAUGCACAUAAAGAGUGAUGGUUCAGGCUGAACGCCAGACGAACAACAUUCAGGAGGAUCUGACAGACGUGGUCAUACCUUUUCCUGCUCAGGCAUCAUAAUGUCAGCAACACAGAGAGACACUGAUCAGCCCUGCUACAAGUUAAAUACUGAGCAAAUUCCAGUUAAACCACAUCACAGUUAGAACAUCACUCCCUGUGUGUGUGUGUGUGUGUGUGUGUAUUUGUGUGUGUGUGUGUAAAUUCGCUCAUUAGCAAGUGUGUACGGCGGGCUGUUCUGAGUGUUGUGUGUGUCUCUGAAAUAAAAGUGAAAUUUGCCUGGAUGCUGUUACUGAAGUUACACAUCUGUAAUGUUUAAAAGGGACUUCUGCAUGUUUUUCAUAUAAUUAUUAAAAAAAGAACAUUUUGUAAAGUAUAACCAAACCAAUAAUGCUAAGACAAAGUAAACAGAAAUCCAUGAUUUCAUCUCUUUUAGGAAAAUCAAACCAUCUUAAAAGCUAAGUGGUGAGUACAUUUAUGUAUGGCAGUUUGUGUAACACACACUGUAGAGCCGUACCAUCCUGAAAUUCCACCUUGUACAAACAUUUGAUAACCACUUUAAAGGUUCUACUAAAUGUGUUCCCAAAGGCAUGGAUCCGUCUAACCACUGUUAGAUACGGCAGAGAAAGAGAGGGGUGGGAAGCUGAUACUGAACAUGAGAUAAGGGAGUCAGGUGGUGCGUUCUGAUUACCUGAGUCAAUAUAACCUGGUGUGAUAACAGCUAAUGUACAGUGGGACUCUUUCAUACCCAGACUAACAAUCCGUUUGCUCAAACAGCUAUUUUUGUAUUUUUCACAGCAAACCAUACAAAGCCUCCUCCUGCCAUCACAUCAACACCAUGCCUCAUCGCAGCUGUUCUGUUGAGAUUACCAACAACUCUGGCUACUACACUCUGGCCAAUCCAAGGGUUUUCAAUGAGAGUGGUGAAUGUGAGGUCCCUCUGCCACCCAUGGUAGGUCCCUGCUCUGAAGCCAGUGCACUGUUUAACAAAGUCACCGGCAGUGCAACUGGAGCAGUUGGAGUCUUCACCUAUGACCUUUUCAAUCCUGACAUGAACGACUAUAGCCACAUCAUGGCUGUCAUGUUCUCCGUGCCGUAUGAUCGAAACCUCUACUCCAACUGGUUUGCCGUGGGGAUCUUUGACAAAGGAACCGACUGUGACUACAAUCUUUAUGACAUCAUGUAUAACGGGAGUGAAAAUAGUUUUGUAAGAGCCAAGGCUGACGGGUCCUGCAUUUCUUAUGAAGGUGACUACAUUAUUGUCAGUGCCUCCAUGUCAGAUUCAGGUGAAGGAAUCCUGAGGGUGGAUGUCAAUGACACGGGGAUGUAUUAACCCAACAGACGCAAGAUGUUACACAAGUAAUAUAAAACAAUCAGUGUCAUCCCACACUGCAAGGGUCAAUCAACUGGUAAAACUGGUUACACUGAUUUCAGUGUAAAUGAGUGCAUGUGAUUGGAUACCGUGUGCUUUUUCUCUCGACUGAUUCAUGAAAGAUUUGUAUGUAUCAAAAUCAAGUUUUCUUUGUAACCAAUGUAUAAUGUACAAGGUGAGAUUAAAAAAAAUCUAAACCUUUA
Messenger RNA from Oreochromis aureus, 1870 nucleotides. RefSeq names its product DELTA-sagatoxin-Srs1a-like. The record is from RefSeq and is a predicted model, not a curated record. The transcript has 3 exons. Bases 1134 to 1628 code for a protein of 164 amino acids. NCBI's taxonomy places the organism in Eukaryota, Metazoa, Chordata, Actinopteri, Cichliformes, Cichlidae. Gene Ontology annotation, cellular component: pore complex. Gene Ontology annotation, molecular function: channel activity. Gene Ontology annotation, biological process: cytolysis in another organism; monoatomic cation transport; pore complex assembly.